Neopelma chrysocephalum (saffron-crested tyrant-manakin) is the source of this 1211-nucleotide messenger RNA. It is a transcript of the gene WNT3A, whose product is annotated as Wnt family member 3A. The coding region runs from base 105 to 1163 and encodes 352 amino acids. The record is from RefSeq and is a predicted model, not a curated record. Gene Ontology annotation, biological process: neuron differentiation; cell fate commitment; multicellular organism development. Gene Ontology annotation, cellular component: extracellular region. Lineage: Eukaryota; Metazoa; Chordata; Aves; Passeriformes; Pipridae. Gene Ontology annotation, molecular function: cytokine activity; frizzled binding. The transcript has 4 exons.
UAUUAUUAUUAUUAUUAAAAUAAUCAUCCUGCCUCAGAAGAAAGGAAGGUUUUUGGCAACUCUGGUUAAAAAAAAAAAAAAAAAAGAAAGACAACUUUUCAUCAAUGGCCUCUUUUGGAUAUUUCCUGUUUCUUUGUGGGUUGAGUCAGGCUCUGUCAAGUUACCCAAUCUGGUGGUCCUUGGCAAUUGGUCACCAGUAUUCCUCCCUGGGGACUCAACCCAUCCUCUGCGGGAGCAUCCCGGGCCUGGUGCCGAAGCAGCUGCGCUUCUGUCGGAACUAUGUGGAGAUCAUGCCCAGCGUGGCAGAAGGGGUGAAGAUCGGGAUCCAGGAAUGCCAGCACCAGUUCCGAGGGAGGAGGUGGAACUGCACCACUGUCAAUGACAGCUUGGCCAUCUUUGGGCCCGUGCUGGACAAAGCCACCAGGGAAUCGGCCUUCGUCCACGCCAUCGCCUCGGCCGGAGUGGCUUUCGCCGUGACCAGGUCCUGCGCCGAGGGCUCCGCCACCAUCUGUGGCUGUGACACCCGCCACAAGGGCUCCCCCGGGGAAGGCUGGAAGUGGGGGGGCUGCAGCGAGGACGUGGAAUUCGGGAGCAUGGUGUCCCGGGAGUUCGCGGACGCCCGGGAGAACAGGCCCGACGCUCGCUCGGCCAUGAACAGGCACAACAACGAGGCCGGAAGGACCUCCAUCAUUGAACUCAUGCACCUCAAGUGCAAGUGCCACGGCCUCUCGGGCAGCUGCGAAGUGAAGACCUGCUGGUGGUCCCAGCCAGACUUCAGGGUCAUUGGGGACUACCUCAAGGACAAGUACGACAGCGCCUCGGAGAUGGUGGUGGAGAAACACCGGGAAUCCCGCGGCUGGGUCGAGACCCUGCGGCCCAAGUACAACUUCUUCAAGGCUCCCACCGAGAAGGACCUGGUCUACUACGAGAACUCACCGAACUUUUGCGAGCCCAACCCCGAGACGGGCUCCUUCGGCACCCGGGACAGGAUCUGCAACGUCACUUCCCACGGGAUCGACGGCUGCGACCUGCUGUGCUGCGGCCGCGGCCACAACACGAGGACUGAGAAACGCAAGGAGAAGUGUCACUGUAUCUUCCACUGGUGCUGCUACGUCCGGUGCCAGGAGUGCAUACGAGUCUACGACGUCCACACGUGCAAAUAAAAGCAGGGAAAAAAGGACCCUUCGCUGGGCUCCGGGCGGAGGAAUGGA